This is a messenger RNA of Seriola aureovittata, 10052 nucleotides long. RefSeq names its product bromodomain adjacent to zinc finger domain, 2A (gene baz2a). The transcript is spliced from 30 exons. Gene Ontology annotation, molecular function: DNA binding; protein binding. The record is from RefSeq and is a predicted model, not a curated record. Gene Ontology annotation, cellular component: rDNA heterochromatin. The coding region runs from base 172 to 8280 and encodes 2702 amino acids. NCBI's taxonomy places the organism in Eukaryota, Metazoa, Chordata, Actinopteri, Carangiformes, Carangidae.
GAGUCUGAGCGAGUUAACGUCAUUCACUCUCAACUAAACCGGUUGGUGUUUAUUUUCACCCUCGACGCUCUUCAUUGUUGAUGGGCAUCAUGGAUCCAAACCAGCGUGGUUACGGUACCUGCUGGCUGGCUAUCGGCUAACAUCGCAGCUUAAGUACCGUUCUCACUCCGGAUGGAGUCUAAUAAUCAUUUCAACUAUGGCACCCACUCCUCAGCAAACUCAGGACUGAAACUCUCCUCAGGGGAUUCUCUUUAUACUAACGGGUCCUCCAUGAGUUUUCCUCAGCAGGGGAAGAAUAUGAAUGGCGAGAUGAAUGUGAAUGGCGCCACUACUGUACACGGGUCCGGUGUGCCUGGUUCCCACCCAACAACAGCCGCUUACACACACAUGAGCAACCACCACCAGAGCAGCAUGGGCUAUGACUACUUGUGGGGGGGGCACCCUCAGUAUGGUCCAGCAUUGGGCACCUCUCCUGGGCACGGGAUGCACCAGAAGCAGCCUACACCUGGGAUGGUGCAGCCUCAGUCACAGCACCACUUCCAGGGUCAUGGACAGUACCAACUGAAUGGGGGUAUUGAAAGCUCCCACCAGCCGCCUGUGGCAGGCCCACCAAACAUGCCUCUUACUGGGAGUCAGUACUGGAACAGGAGUAACCCUGGCCCACAGCAAAUUGGUUAUAAUUCCCACAGUAUGUAUGGGACCUACCAGAGUCAGGCACAUCCUGGAAUUACACCGUCACAGCAUCACCAGCAGCAGUCCUUACAGCCUCCCCCACAUCAACCGUCACAGCAGCACCUUCACUCCCACCGCAACCCACACCACCACCACCAGCAGCACCAGCAACCACAGCAUUAUGGCAUGAUGCCUAAUGGGAUGCCCUACUACCAGCAUCAGCCCCAGCACCCGACCCUGCCAUCUCCUCAACAGCAGCCACCACAGCAGUCGCAGCCUCAAGGCCAGGCUCAGAUGAUGCCCCCAGCAGCCCAGAAUUUUACUCCUCCACGUGGCAGCCCUCAGCACCACAGUUUAGGCAGAGGGGGCACUGGCAGCCCUCUCCCUGUGGGGAUGACUCCUGCACCAAUGAUGUCACCAUCACCAGUGCAGGAUAGUGGAUCACCCAAGAGCCAUAACAGGGAUAGUAACGUGGGAAUGUCUUCUGUCAUGCAAGGGCAUACAAGGGAAGCUGUCAAGGAAGUUGACACAAGCUAUAAUGGCAGUGAAAGAUCACCUGUUCCCCAGAGGCUACCCAAAACUGACAGUUACCAGUCCAAACCAUCUGCGGCUCCUGUGGGACCUACAAGUGAUUAUCGGCAGCAUUCUGACCAGCCAGCAGCUCCGUGUCCAGAGAUGGCUUCUCCUGUCAGAGAUGCAGCUAUUAAUCCAGCUCCCCAGUUUGUCUCAUCUCAGCUCUCUGUGUCUCCAUCACCUGCAGCAGUGACAGUGUCUCUAACCACGGCCUCUGCAGCUCCUGCUGUCUCUGGAUCUCCCAUAUCUGCCCCCGGGCCCCCAAUUGUUUCAUCCCCUGAUGUAGAAUCUUCUACACCACAAAUUUCAGCACCUCCCGGCGUCUCCUCUGCUGCAUCUGCAGCCGCACCUCAUGGGCUUUCCUCACCUCCCCUAAUGGUGCAAGGCCUAAGGCCAUCCCCUACUGCUACGACUGAGAUAUCCCCUGCUGGAUCCAAGCAUUUGUCAGCGGGGUGCUCUUCCUCCUCCCUGCUGGCAUCACCUUUAAAGUUGUCUACACCUCUAGUUUCAACUAACAGUGAGUCUAUACCUGCUGCAGUUUCCUUGGUCCCUUCAGUGUCUACUUCAUUGGAGUCUGUGGCUCAUCAGUCAGCAUUGCCUCCUACAGCUUCUGGACCUUGUAUAACCGUCUCCCCGCCUGUCACAGUGUCCAUGUCUUCUUCCUCAGUGUCUGCACCCAUAACAUCUCUUCAGCAGAUGGUUCAAGGGUCUAAGGUAUCUUGCUUUCCCGAUCAAUCUGGAGCUCAGCAUGAAAUGCCUGGACCCCCAAAAUUGAUGACUGCCACUUCAUCUGUGGGUGCAAAUUCCUCAUCAGCUGGUCUGGUUCCAUCUCUUAUGCCAAUAUCAGGUCCUUUGCCCUCAACACCACCUGGCUCUUGUUUAUCAACAUCUGCAUCUCUCAUGUCUGUGUCAGCUACUCCUUCACUUGGCAGUAAACAUUGUGAACCAGCACCCACAUCUCAGUAUCAGACACACACUCCUACAGCUGUUGACACUGGUCUUUCCACUGCCUCUAGAGCAUCAUCAUCACCACCAGGAGAGGUGAAUGUACCCUCCCUAGCAGCCCAUGAAAGUCCUACUGUCCAACCUCUGUCUACCCUACCUCUUCUAACCACUCAAGCCUCCAGGACUGCACCUGUGUCCGCCCCUCCUGCCUUGGUGUCUUUGCCUCCUGCAAUGGGUACAUCUUCUGGAGUGGUCCAAAGUUCUCACUCUGAGCAGCACCCGACUAACACCACUCCUCCUCGUGCACUAAAGCAGUUGUCUCCUAAGCCAGAACACCAUGGUCAUAGCGAGGAUAGGAAAGUUUUCAGUAAUAAAAGAAAUGGAAAACCAGAGGAACACCUGCCUCAGCUUGAUUCAGGCACAAUAAGGACACCGCAGAAGGUGGAAGGGACUGAGUCUCAUAAAUCUGAAAUUUGCUCUCGUAAAUCCUUCACUGAUCUUCCAGGGAAACCUUUGCAAACCACAGUUGCUUCUGAUCAAAAGGCAAAGAGUAUGGACUUUGAAAAGCACCACAUGCAAAGCAUCGCCAGUGACACCUGUGAGACAGAGGACUCCAUGGUGGAGCUAACUCCACUCAGAAAGUCCCCACAACUUCACAGCACGAGGAUAGAACAUCUGACGGAUGAAGAAAGUUUUGAUAACUCAACAUGUGACACCCCUUCCAGAAUCGAAGUCAGCUCCGUCUUUGAAAAAACGUCUCUUUUAGACGGUGACAGCUCAUGCAUAGAUGACUCCACUCAGUUUGACAGCACCUCCCAUGCUGAAGGGGAACCAUCUACUGAGUUUUACACCACUCAAGACAACAGCCUCUCAGUGGAAGUCUCUAGAGAUGACACGUUGGACUCCACCAGAGAAAGGGAAACCUCUGAGGCAGAAGAGACCAACAGUUGCCAGAUCACCGGGGAGUCCAUGCUGGAGUCUUCUCUAAACAACACCGCUGAGAUGGAAGAGCCCUCUGCUGACUCAAGUGAUGUGUCCAACUCGCGCUCAUUUGUGCAGUCUCAGCCUGGUCGUCAAGGACCUGAAGCAGAGUGGGAGCCUAGAGGCCACGAUACACCAGACUCAGCUGGACGGAUAAGCAUUAAGACCACUGUUGAUGAGGCAAUGACUCUGCCGAGUUUCAAGAUGAGAGAUGAGAACUUCAUCGCCUUCAGUACCCCAGCAGAGAGCCCUGCUGUACACCCACUCCAACCAGUAACUGAUCAGAUUGUGUCAGCUGCUGGAGGACAUCUGAAAACCCCAGGGAAACCACGCAAACCUCGGGCUCCAAAGGCAAUGUGGAUUAAAACCACAGCUCCUGAGGAGGCCCAGCGCAAGCCUCGGGUUCGAACUCCUAAAGUGGAGAAAAUCAAGGCUGAUGAGGAGGGAGCCACGGGCAGAAAGAGGAAGAAGUCCCUUAAGAUGGAAGUCAAAAAACCAUCAGAUGCAUCUGGAGAGGCUGGGCCUCACACAGAAGAGGUUGAUUCAAUUACAGCCACAAUUGAAGCUGUUCUAGCCAAUGCUUCAGCUAUUAACACGGCAUUUGAGAAACCCAAGAAGGCAAAAAGGGUCAAGAAACAAGACCAAGAUGGAAACGUGGUUAAAACACCUAAAAAAGAUGCGGAAACAACUGUAGAUGAUGUUGAUGAAAAUGAUGACGACAGCUCUACUGCAGGUGAAUCUAACAGACGGAGGGUUGCGACAGAGGAGCAGGUCCAGUUCCCUCUGUUGCACGGGUGGAAGAGGGAGAUCCGUGUGAAGAAAAAGGAGGACCGCAUGAAGGGUGAAACCUGGUAUUACACACCUUGUGGAAGAAGAAUGAAGCAGUUCCCGGAAAUAGUCAAGUACUUGAAGAGACACACGGACAGCGUGGUCUCCAGAGAACACUUCAGCUUCAGCCCACGCAUGCCUAUUGGAGACUUCUAUGAAGAGAGAGAAACUCCUGAGGGUAUGAAAUGGGUCCUCUUGGCUAAUGAGGAGGUUCCCUCUAUGAUCAUGGCCAUCACUGGCCGGCGAGGUCGACCUCCAAACCCUGAUAAAGAGAAACCCCGCAGAGUUCGUGGCGUGAGGGGAGGGCAGGCCCGCCGCCCUGGUAGACCUCCCAAACCCAAGAUGAUUGACCUCCUCAGCAAAGUUGAUGCCAAGCUGUUGAAGAGGCUUGAGGCCAAGGAAGCUCUUACGGAGGAGGAAAAGGAGAAACUUGCAAAAAUCAAAAAGAAAAUGAAGAGAAAGGCAAGAAUGAAGAGAAGGGAGGAUGCUAAGAUUAAGAAGAUGAGAGAGGAAAAAAAGAAAGCCAAGCUUGAGCAGGAGGCAAAGGGCCAGGAAGUGAAAGCUGAACUAACCGACCCGAUGGCCCCACAGGCCUCACAGCCAGCAUCACAUUCCACUGCAGAGCCCAAGAAGCCCGGCCGCAGAAGGUCAGUCAAGGUAGAGGCUACUGCACCAAUACGGCAGACGGACGAGGAGAGGAUAGCCCAGGGUAAGAGGGUGCUGGGCGCCCGGAGUAAAGCAAAGGCUCUGGCUAAAGCUCAGGCAGAGGCAGAGGCGGCAGCUCAGGCUGCUCUGUCAGCUAAGAGGGCAGCAGAGAGGAGAGCGCAGGCCCAGAGACGUCUGGAGGAACGAAAGAGGCAGCAGUUGAUUGCAGAGGAGCUGAAGAAGCCUACGGAGGACAUGUGUCUUACUGACCACAAACCCCUGCCAGAGCUGUCCCGUAUCCCUGGUGUGGUUCUUUCUGGCACAGCCUUUGCACACUGCCUGGCUGUGGUUGAGUUCCUACACGGCUAUGGAAAGGUGAUCGGUCUCAAUAUACCCAAGGACAUCCCCAGCCUUGCUACCCUACAGGAGGGCCUCCUAGGCCUGGGUGACAGCCAAGGAGAACUGCAGGACUUGCUGAUCAAGCUGGUGGAGGCUGCACUCCAUGAUCCAGGCCUGCCGUCGUAUUAUCAGUCUGUAAAGAUCCUUGGGGACAAGCUGGUUGAGUUAGAGCUGAACCGCAGCACAGUUUCAGAAGUACUUCGCAUCUUUUUGGAAUCUCAUGGUUAUGAGACAGAGGUGUGCAACACACUGAGGACCAAAACAUUUCAUGCCCUGCCUCCUGACAUCAAGGCAGCUAUCCUGGGUUUCCUGGUGGAAGAACUUAACAGCAGUAAUGUUGUGACAAGUGACAUUGACAACACAUUGGAAAACAUGGCAGCCUACAGGAAGAACAAGUGGACCAUUGAGGGGAAAUUGCGCAAACUGAAGGCAAUACUAGCGCGUCGUACAGGACGCUCAGAGGAAGAGCUGUGUUUUGAGGAAAGGAGGCGCAGUGCCAGAGUGGCAGAGGAAGAGAACCUCAGUCUGGAGGACAGUGUGGUCCUGGAGAGAGGCAACCGUCGUGCACGCAAAGAAGAGCCCAAACUCAGUGAUAGUGAGAGUCCUACCAAUGCUAGCAUUCCAGAGCUUGAAAGGCAGAUAGAUAAGCUAACCAAGCGCCAAGCAUUUUUCCGUAAAAAGCUGCUACAGUCGUCUCAUUCCAUGCGGGCCAUAUUGCUGGGCCAGGACCGUUACCGGCGCCGAUACAUGGCUUUGCCUCACCUCGGAGGAGUUUUAGUCGAGGGACCAGAAGAGCUCUUAACCUCAGGAGAUGUCCUUGUAGCUGAGGUGCCUGUCACCUUCCUCAAAAAGGAGCCCAAAGUUGAAGAGACCCCCAUGCCUACCACUCCCCCUCCUACUCUACCUUCCUCUCCUUCCUCUGCUACCCCUGCCCAGGGCCAGGCCUUGUCUCCAGAGGAGGAUCCCCUCCCUGGCACUGCAUCCCUCAUGAGCAGGCCAAGAGGACGUGGUCGCCCCCGAAAAAUCAAACCAGAAGUGGAGCUUCACCUUCGCACAGCAAAGAUCCGCCGCCGGCGUCGAAGUAGCGUCAGGUCCGGAGGUGAAGAAGGGCCGGGAUCACCAAACAGUGGCACACAAGACCUCACACAGGCUGCUUUCCAGAACUGGCUAAGCCAAUCACAGGAAGCAGUGACCAACGGCACAUGCUCAGCAGCAGGGGAAGCUCCAGAAGGUAAUCGACCAGAGGAGAGUGUGAAGGAGAUGGCAGAGAAACAGGGACAGUGGUUCAACCUGCUUCCCAAACAACCGUGUGACGAUAACUCUCUCACCGAGCCCCAGAUGCCCACCUCACCCAGCUCACCCCCCAAACUCCUCCCUCAGAUCCCGAGUACUCUGCCUGCACUCGCUGCUCCACUCAUGCAGCCGGACCCUCUCUUGCCUGGCUUGGUGCCUGCUGACCCUGUGACCGCAGCAACACCACAGGACGUUCUCCCUACAACCCCUGCUUCUGCUGCUCCUGUUGAUGCCCCACCACCUCAGCUUCUUCCAGCUCCCAUCCCUCCUGCUCCGGCUGCUCCUACCACCCCUGUCAGGCCAGGUCGCAGGCGAAGGAGAGGCAGCAGAGGAAGUAGUCCUGCCCGCAGAGGGCCCCGAGGAGCUGCAGCCAAACGCCGCGGCCGCCCUCCCAACUCUGUGUUCCAGGAGCUCGAGCAGCAGUACUUCACACAGCUGGUGGUUAAGCCCAUUCCAGCAUCAAUGGUACGUGGCUGGUGGUGGAUCAAGGACCCAGAGGAACUGUAUAACACCUUACAGGCCCUCCAUCCAAGAGGCAUCAGGGAGAAGGUGCUCCAUAAGCACUUGGCCAAACAUAUGGAGAGCUUAGCUGAGAUGUGCACCAAACCUAUCAACGACUCACUAUUUGAGUUUAAGGUUGAAGAGAAAGAUGUGCUGAUAGAGGCUCUGCAGCAGCCGUGGCAAGUGCAGGAGAAAGCCAUGGAGUCUGACAUCAGCGCCCUGCAGUGGGUGGAGGACCUGGAGCAGCGAGUCAUUGCUGCUGACCUCCAUCUGAAGGCUCCUCCUCAGGGUGCAAUGAAUGAUGCAGAGUCUAACACAGAGACACCGUUGGCAGAAUUCCAGCCCUACACAAUCCCAGAUCCAGACUCCACACGGGAUGACCUCCAGUACUACGAACAUGACGCUGACCCACGUGAUGACUGGAUUGUGCGAACUAAGAAGGAGUGGUCCGGCCUGCCUCGUAUCGCCACCCACCCUCUGGACCUGGGCGUGCUGCGACUGGCUAACCUUGAACGAAACAUUGAGAGACGUUACUUGAAGGAGCCACUGUGGAACCCAGCUGAAGUGAUGCGCCUCGCUCCUCUCACCCCUACACCAGGAGAAGAGCAUCCCAUGGAUGCCAUUAGUCUGGAAAGUGAAAUCACCUCUCGACUACGAACAUGGCGGCAGGCUCUGGAUCGCUGUCGCAGUGCUCCCCAACUCUGUCUGUGUUUACUUCAGCUGGAGAAGGCCAUUGCUUGGGAGAGAUCUGUGACCAAAGUGACUUGCCAGGUAUGCAGGAAGGGAGACAAUGAUGAGUGCCUGUUGCUAUGUGACGGCUGUGAUCGGGGCUGCCACAUGUAUUGCCUGAGGCCCAAAAUCACCCAGGUGCCAGAGGGAGACUGGUUUUGUCCUACCUGCGUCGCCAAGGAGGAGGAUGAGUCACCGCGCUUGUCGAAAACAAGGAUCAGGGUGAAAAAGAGAAGAUACGAAGACGACAGCUCUGAAGAUGAGGCGACAACACGACGUAGCACUGGCAUGGCAACGCGGAACAAGGAGGUCGUGGCACCCUCCUCAUCCUCUCGGCACUCUGGAGAAGGAGGCGGCUCUAAACGCCGUCGCAUGACAACCCGCAACCAGCCUGACCUCACCUUCUGCGAGAUCAUUCUAAUGGAGAUGGAGGCGCAUGCAGAUGCCUGGCCAUUCCUUGAACCUGUCAACCCCCGUCUGGUGCCAGGCUACCGCCGCAUCAUCAAGAACCCCAUGGACUUCCUCACCAUGAGAGAGAGGCUGCUACAGGGAGGGUACUGCAGCUGUGAGGAGUUUGCGGCAGACGCUCAGUUGGUCUUCAACAACUGUGAGCUGUUCAACGAGGACACGUCAGAGGUGGGAAUGGCCGGACACGCCAUGAGGCGUUUCUUUGAGAGCCGCUGGGCAGAGUUCUACUCGGAUAAGGACAAAUAGGAGCCUACGACGUUCCCCCUGAUGGUGGGGCUGUUGGUGCUUUCACCGUCCCAGUCACACACUCUCCAUUACCGCUAAGACUGUCUGGAGUUUCUUCCAGCCAUGUGUAUUCUCAUGUAUAGGUAUAUAUGUAUAGAUUUUGGCUAUUUGUCUGUUAUCGUUUCCUCUACUGGCCGAAUCUUUUCGAGGCCCACAGCUGAACUGGCUUGAACUUAUACCCAUUCCCCAUCACAGAGAGUGAGAACAUCUCUCUAUUCACUUUUCCUUCCUCCUUUCGUGUCUCCUCAUCUUCACCUCAACACCUCAUCUCCUGUUUUCGUUUUCCUGUCACGUCCUUUCACCAGCCCCAUGUCGUAGCGAGGCCUUUGGUCAAGCCCUGCUGUGGGGUGAUGACACGGUCUCAGGCCCUGAGUAUUUUGGCUCUCAGACUCAUAUUGAAGGUCAGGGACUGAUCACACUAUUGCAGCCUAACCGCUGCAUACUGGACCUGCUUAGCACCGCUCAAUGACAAAAUGGAUCAAAACUCUUCACAGAGCUUGGGCCAUUUCUUACCUGUUCAAUGGAAAUGUAAUGUAACGUGGUCUUAUGCCUAGAAGUAAUUUUUUUGCUCAAUAUAUUUUUAUUAUAUAUUCUAUAUAUAAAUAUAUAUAAAGAUUACAAUAGCUGGGAUUAUUUAAUAGCAAUAGCUUGUAGUGAAUGUGUACAGAUUACCUUAUAGAGAUGUCUAGACGAUUUAUGAAAAGGCCAGUUAAACUAAAAGGAAUCUGUUUUUGGACUGUCACGAGUAGACGUUGUAUAACCUCCACUUAAAGUCUUGCACGCACACAUACACACUUUUCACCAACACACACACACACAACAUGCACAUGAUUUCACACACAUACCCACCUUUUGCUGCUGUGUGAAAGACACUGGUUUCUGAAACUGGAGGAUUUUAAUGUUGGUCAGUCAGUCUGGGCUUAGACUCUUUAUAUUUCACUGUUCCUCCUGUCAAGAGUAAAUAAUCAGCUAGAUAAACCAGAUCUCUGUCACGUUUGAGAGGAUGCUACUGCAGCUUUAGCACCUGUUAAAUAGUCUGUUUAGAGAACACAGCUCACACUGAAAUUUUGCUCUUAUAUGCUAUAAAAUUUCCUCAAGACGAGAUGGCGUUCGCAGCUUCAAAACUGCAACUGAGCAAUUGAUCCAUGUUCAAAAUGUAAUAUUUGUCUGUAGCUCAUCUGACCAGGUGAAAAUGACGAAAGGUGGUUAUAUGUGAGGUAUCAAAUCCUCUCAUUUUAAAGACUAGAAUUGCAAAGGAGUUCUGAUGAUGAAGCACUGGGCACAUCAUUGCCUAGUUACAUUCCUUUUAUCGUUUGUUUUUUGUUUGUUUUUGUUUUUGCUGUACAAGGGCCAAUGUACGAUGUUGCGCGGCAUGGUUGGUGUGCUAUGAAGGCGACAGGAUGACUCCACAGUCCAGGUUUUAUUUAAACUUGUUUCUUACACUGAACUCAAAUCUGUUGAUAGGAAAUAAACUUUGAUGUUCCUUAUUACACUUAAAGGGACAAGACGUUUUUUCAAAAAAGAAAAAAAAAUACAUGAAAACCAAAUGUGGUGUUAAGUGAAUUUUUAAUAAUGUACAGUUUUGGUGACUUUAAAUUUGUUCCUUUAUAUUUUUAGGACCAAUUCAUCAUUUUUAAGAGGAGGUAUUACAAGACUCUGUUGUAUUAAGGUGAUGUAACACGUGUGCAUCUGUAGAAUGUACUGUGAGUUGAAUAAAAACCACAUCUAGUAGA